GUUCAUAUCCCUCUCUCCUAACAUGUACCCUCUGUGGACUGUUACUCAACAACAGGCUGUGAGUUUAUUAUUGUCAGUGUGCGCUAGCUGAGCAUUAUAUAUUUAAUGGCAAACUAGACUGACUUGUGUACAUGUACUACUGCAUGAAGGCAGAAAUUGUGUGGCUUUAUUUAGGAUUGGUACUGCUCUUGAUAGUUUCAUGCUGUACAGACGUGUACUUGCAAUAAUUGAUGUAUACAUGUGUGAAUGCAUUCGUGUAUUUGAACAUGUUCAUUUCUCUACAUGUCCGUGUCCUACUACUUGUUAAUGUGACUACUGCUAAUGAUUACUGGAACAACAGAAUGUAAGUUACAGUAUACAGACAUGUAUGAAUGCACUCACUGCUCCUACCAUCAUCCCCCUCUCUCUGUUUCCAUGUGUGUCUUACGCUGGUGUCUCAUUGGACUAAACAGAAGGUGAGCGGGACACUGCACUGACUUGUGACUGUACUUGUGUCAGUAAUGUUUGAGUUGUACGUAUGAGAACAUGCCGUGUAAUAUAAAUUAUUGACAUCAUAGUGUACAGGUUUGUGAUUAUAUUCUUUUCUCUCCCUACAUUUCCAUGGCUACUGAAUAUCUGGAACAAUAGAACUGGAAGGCUAAGGAGGAAAGUGAACUGAAGAGUCACGAGACGAGAAGAGCUGCCCUCCAACAGAAACUGUCUGGUGACAUCACUGACCAGGACCGGAGACAACUGCAGGGAGAGCUGGAGGUGGUGGAGGGGGAAAUCAAGAAGUGUGUCUCAAAGAUACAGGCGUAUGAGAGGUUGAUACAUAAUACGGAGAAUGAGAUUGCUAGGAUACGAGGACGAGGAGAGGAGAGGCGGAGACAGGAAGAAUCUAAGCGGUUGUUUGAUGAGGGGAUGAAGCACGGACACGUCUUGGUCAACAUUGUCAACAUGCUCGUGUUUGGACCGGCGGGAACAGGGAAGACCAACCUCAAGCACCUGCUAACUAACAAGCCCCCUCCACUGCAGCGAGACAGCACUCCUUGUAUGGAAAAGCCAGUACGCAUUCGACCUGUGUCCAACGCAAAAUUCAGGUCAACUGGAAGAGGCUGGGAAGAGAUGUCUCAGUCAAAACUGCGCAAUCUACUAGCUCAAAUCAUCGCCAAGCUACCAAAAGAAAGCACUGAUCCAUCUACGGCAUCAAGGGUUGCCGAAAGCUUGAAGAAGAUGACCACAACCGAGCCAAGAUCGAUAUCUGGUUCCGAUGAGCAACUUUCUGAUUCCGAUGAGCCAUUUUCUGAUUGCAGUUCGAGCAACGAUUCCGAUGAAAUUUCUGGCUCUGCAAAGUUGGACGAAGCCAUCGAUGAAGUGAUAGCGAGUGUAGUGAGUGGUGUGGCAGAAGAGCUGAAGCCAGCCACACAGGGAACUGACCAACUGUCGAGCAGUUACCAGCAAGAAGGAGAACUGUUUGAUUCCAACUGGGUGUACGUUACCGACUGUGGCGGACAACCCCAAUUCCACGACAUCAGCCCUCUCUUCAUCAAGCACAUUUCGGUGGCGUUGAUAGUCCUGCGUUUGAUUGACGAACUCUCCAGUUUCCCUUCUGACGAGUACUACAAGGAUGGGCAACUUGUUGGUAGUCCUCAUGCAUCUCACAUGACCCUCGGGGAGACACUUCAGAGUCUCAUUCGAUCCAUUGAGUCCCAUACCUCACAAGACAAGAAGCCAAAAAUGAUCUUUGUGGGCACAUUCUUGGAUCAGCUCAAGAGCUUGGAUACUCUUAGCAAGAGGAAUCAAGAGAUUCUCGACAUGCUGCCACCCGAUAUCAAGAAGCUAUUAGUGUACAACGAUCUUGCGUUUAACAAUCUGAUUUUUGAUCUCAACACAAUCAGCCGAAAUGACGAUUCACUGGCCACUGCCAAUAGGAUUAGAAUAGCUAUUGAGCGUUCUAUUCCGCUACAAGUCAAAAUGCCCAUCUGGUGGUCCUUCUUGGAUUCACUUCUCCAGAGUUUAUCUGCCAGUCUCGAGCGAGGUGUACUAGGCAUUGAAGAAUGUCUUCGAUUAGCCACUCGAUUUCGUUAUGCGCUCCAAGAUCUUGAAGCUGCUCUGGUCUUCUUUGACAACGUGUGUAUAGCGCACUACUAUCCCUCCAUUCUCCCCAACACAGUGUUUGUGGAUGCCCAGAUUCCACUAGACAAGAUCACCGAGCUCUCACAGCACGCCAUCUCCCUGAGGAAUGCUGAAGUCAAAUCACGCUCUACUCUAAGUACAAGAGGGAUCGAGGCCGAAUGGAAGAGAUUUCGAGACGAAGGCAUAAUCAAUUUAAAGUUCCUACGAUUCUUUGAGAAGCAUUACGUUAAAGGCAUCUUUUCUCCAGAAGAUAUGCUGUUGAUCAUGAAAGAGCUUCUCGUGAUUGCUCCCAUUCCACUAGUGGAGUCCACUCUCCACCAAGCCGAGUUCUUCAUGCCAUCUCUACUCAAAUCCAUCCCACCUGCUGAGCUAGAUAAAAUCCGUUCCUCCUUCACAAUAGCGCCCCUCGCUAUCUACUUUCGUAGUGGGUGUAUUCGCUCUGGAGUCUUUUGCUGUCUAGUUGUGGACGUGAUCAAGAGGGUGGGCUGGAAAGUUUUGCUCCCUUCAGGCGAAACAAGCAUUUUUGCUAAAAAUUGUAUCCAGUAUGAAAUCUCCGAUCUCCCGUGUACCGUGACUCUGAUCGACUCCUUCUCAUAUAUGGAAGUGUAUAUCGACGUCCCUGUUUCUCUUCGCAAUGAAGUAUGCCCUAUGAUUCGAAACGAAAUUUUGCACAGCAUUAAAUUGUCGUGUGCAGUGUUGCAUUACAACAACGACACACCCAAGACAGCCAUCUUUUGCCCAUGCAAGAAGAGCACUGGCAAAUUGCACCUUGCUGAUGUGAUCGAAUGGAGUGGCUGUAAGUUUUGGAAGUGCUCCCUUCAGACACGUGUGUGGGGAGAGCUCAGUGAUGAACAUAGAAUCUGGCUGGACAAUAGCGAAGGUUCUGGUGCAUCAUCCUCUGUUACGGGAGACAUGUGUACAAAGAUGACAUUGAGUGAUCAGCAGCAACAAUCUGGUGAAGCCUCCUCUGUUACGAGAGAUAUGGAUACUGAAAGAAAGAGAGAUCAGCUGCAAUACUCCGGCCCAUCGUCCCCUGUAAUGGAACCUGUGUGUAAGAAGAUGAGAAUGAGUAAUCAAUAUACCAGAAAACCAUCCUCUGCUACGGGAGAUACUCUUAUGAAGACUGAGAGAAAGAGUGAUCAGCAAUACUCCGGUGAAUUGUCCUCUGUUACAGUAAUGGAAGAUGUGUGUAAGAAGACUGGAGUGAGGGACCAACAACUAGAUCAAGAAAUCCCUGAGAGUGACAUCGUUCUAAUCGCAGAGAAAUUUCCUCACCUACUGAACGUGCACAAGGCUUUGACAAUUUACGAUCUACAACAUGUUUACGAGAAACUUAAAAGUGCCAGCCCUCAUUGGUUCGAUCUGGGAUUGGCUCUAGGUCUCAGUUAUCCUGAUCUCACCAACAUCGAUAGCAAGCAUCGUGGCGAUAUUGUGUCGUCCUUGCGUGAAAUGUUGGCCAAGCUCCUGAGUACACAACAUGUAACAUGGAGUCUCCUGUCAGAUGGUCUCAAAAAGCCCACAGUGGAGCUCAUCAAUUUGGCUGACAGCAUCACAGUGAAUCAAUCCACAACUCCAAACCUGCUCGAUCGACUCAACCUCAACUCAGCCGACCGUGAUGGUGUAACUGAUGUCACACGUCGUUGUAGCAAUCAAGCUGGAGUGGCUCAUGCAUUGAGAGUGUGGCAAAGAGUGAAUCCUUCCAGAGCUACCUUUAGGGCCUUGGUGGAAAUUACCAUAGGACUGAGAAGAGGAGACACUGCUACAGACAUUUGUAGAUUCAUUGUAGACAAUACAGACCGAAACUGAAACUGAAACUGAUAAUUAACUGUUCUUUACUUUGAUGUUGUUUGUGUCUCUGUAAUUAUAAUGUGUGAGCUUAUUAUUGAUGCUGUGCUUUUUACAAUACAUUGUUGUGGUAGAAUGUGAAAA
Halichondria panicea is the source of this 4044-nucleotide messenger RNA. RefSeq lists its product as uncharacterized. Bases 901 to 3921 code for a protein of 1006 amino acids. The transcript has 11 exons. NCBI's taxonomy places the organism in Eukaryota, Metazoa, Porifera, Demospongiae, Suberitida, Halichondriidae. The record is from RefSeq and is a predicted model, not a curated record.